Aedes aegypti (yellow fever mosquito) is the source of this 3957-nucleotide messenger RNA. It is a transcript of the gene Tudor-SN, whose product is annotated as staphylococcal nuclease domain-containing protein 1. The record is from RefSeq and is a predicted model, not a curated record. Bases 337 to 3102 code for a protein of 921 amino acids. Gene Ontology annotation, cellular component: cytosol; RISC complex; nucleus. Gene Ontology annotation, biological process: regulatory ncRNA-mediated gene silencing; mRNA catabolic process. Gene Ontology annotation, molecular function: nuclease activity; RNA binding. The transcript has 8 exons. NCBI's taxonomy places the organism in Eukaryota, Metazoa, Arthropoda, Insecta, Diptera, Culicidae.
AUCGCUGGCUGAUCUGCGGCUUUUCUUCAUCACCCCGCAGCAGUCACUUCUCGAAGCAAUCUCGUGCCGUGCAAAUGCAACUACCGUACAGUGAGAGAAGACUGCGUACGUGUGUCUCUUAAGUUUUUUGUUCCCCUCUACGGGAUCCAACCGACCAUCACAGAAUAAGUUACGCUUCACAUAUUGGAUAUCGGAUAGGAGAAGGAAGUCAGGUGUGUAACCGGGAAUUUGUGCAAGAACUGUUCCGAGUGCGAGUGCUGUGAAAUCCCCGCUGGAAGGAGGACCGUAUUUUGAGUGAAACCUAGGAAUUUGUUCCCCCCGAGAGAAAGAGAAGAAAUGAGUGCAGCACCAGCCGCUUCUGCCCCGGCCCCAGCGCCGGUCCUCAAGAGAGGAAUCGUCAAGCAGGUUCUGUCUGGCGAUUCGGUUAUCAUCCGCGGCCAGCCGAAAGGAGGACCCCCACCGGAGAAGCAGAUCAACUUUUCCGGAGUGAUUGCCCCGAAACUCGCCCGCCGACCAACCAACAAUUCCACGGAGAUCACCAAGGACGAACCGUACGCCUGGGAAGCCCGCGAGUACCUGCGUCAGCGAUUGAUCGGCCAGGAAGUGUACUUCUAUUCCGAACGGCCGCCGAAUGCCACCCGCGACUAUGGCUACGUGUGCCUGGGCAAGGAUCCGGCCACUUCGGAGAACAUCGUCGAGUCGAUCGUGUCCGAGGGUCUGGUCAGUGUGCGCCGGGAAGGUGUCCGCCAAACGCCCGAACUAACCCGCCUCUGUGAGCUGGAAGAUGCCGCCAAGGCUGCCCGCAAAGGCAAAUGGAGCGACUCGCCCUCGUCCGACCACGUGCGCAACAUCACCUGGAACAUCGAGAAUCCGAAGGCGUUCUUCGAUCAUCACAACGGCAAACCGAUCAAGGCCAUCAUCGAGCAUGUCCGCGAUGGAUCGACGGUGCGUGCCUUCCUCCUGCCUGAAUUCCAGCACGUUACCUUGAUGAUGUCCGGUAUCCGGUGCCCUGGCUUCAAGCUGGACGUUGAUGGCAAACCAGACACGACGGCUGAAGUGCCAUUCGCCGAGGAAGCUCGGUACUUUGUUGAGUCCCGCCUGCUGCAACGUGACGUCGAAAUCCGCCUCGAAUCGGUGAACAACUCCAACUUUGUUGGAACGAUCAUCUUCCCCAAGGGCAACAUUGCUGAAGCCCUAUUGAAGGAAGGUUUCGCCAAGUGCGUCGAGUGGAGCAUGCCCUACGUGAAGGAAGGCGUUGAUCGUCUCCGUGCUGCUGAGAAGCAUGCCAAGGGCAAUCGGUUGCGUCUGUGGAAGGACUAUCAGGCCCCGACCGCGGCGUACAACACCAAGGAUAAGGACUUCACCGGCACUGUGGUGGAAGUGUUCAACGGUGAUGCCGUCAUGGUCAAGAUCAGCAACACCGUCUCGAAGAAGGUCUUCCUGUCCAGCAUUAAACCUCCACGUGAGGCCGCCCGUACUGCCGAUGAGGAGGGAAAUCUGCCACCCCGCCCAAAGGGAUCUCGCCCCCUCUACGAUGUUCCGUGGAUGUUCGAGGCUCGUGAAUUCCUGCGCAAAAAGCUGAUUGGCAAGAAGGUGCACUGCUCGCUGGACUACGUGACUCCGGCUCGUGACAACUUCCCGGAGAAGUGCUGCUACACCGUGACCCUGUCCGGAGCUAACGUAGCGGAAGCCCUGGUAGCCAAGGGUUUGGCCACCGUGAUCAAGUACCGCCAGGACGAUGACCAGCGCUCGGUGCACUACGACGAACUGCGUUCCGCCGAAACGCAAGCCAUGAAGCAGCUGAAGGGUGUGCACGCCAAGGACGACAUUCCCUCGCACCGGAUCAACGACCUGACGGUGGACCACUCCCGCAUCAAGCACCAAUACCUGCCCUCUUGGCAGCGUGCCCUGCGUACCGAAGCCAUCGUCGAAUUCGUUGCCAGUGGUUCCCGCUUCCGUAUCUACUGCCCGAAGGACAGCUGCCUGGUGACAUUCCUGCUGGCCGGUAUCUCCUGUCCUCGUUCGUCGCGACCUGCCCUGAGCGGAGUUCCCGCCCAGGAAGGUGAACCCUUCGGCGACGAAGCCCUGCAGUUCAGCAAGGAACGUAUUCUGCAGCGCGAUGUGAGCGUCAAGAUCGAAACCACCGACAAAGCGGCCACCAGUGUGAUCGGUUGGCUGUGGACCGAAAACAACGUCAAUCUGUCGGUUGCCCUCGUUGAGGAAGGUCUUGCCUCGGUUCACUUCACCGCCGAAAAGACGGAACACUUCCGCGCUCUCAGCGAAGCCGAAGCCCGCGCCAAGGCCAAGAGGAAGAACAUCUGGAAGGACUACGUCGAGAAGGUCGAAGAGGACAACAAGGAGAACGAGGACGAAAAGGAUGAUCCUGCUGCCCCCGCCGACCGUAAGGUCAAGUACGAGAAUGUGGUCGUCACGGAAGUGACCCCGGAGCUGCAUUUCUACGCUCAGCAUGCCGACCAGGGUGCCAAGCUGGAAGAGCUCAUGACCAAGCUGCGCCAGGAGUUCCGUGCAAUGCCUCCGGUUACCGGUGCGUACAACCCGCGACGAGGCGAUAUGUGUGCGGCCAAAUUCUCGGAAGACAACGAGUGGUACCGUGCCAAGGUCGAGAAAAUCGAAAAGGGUGGCAACGCGUCCAUCCUGUACGUCGACUAUGGCAACCGCGAGACCGUGCCCACGACCCGCCUAGCCAUGCUUCCGCCUGCCUUCAUUUCGGACAAACCGUACGCGCACGAGUACUCGCUGGCGCUGGUGGUCCUGCCAACCGACGAAGAGGACAAGGCCGACGCCCUCAAGGCGUUCGCCCAGGAUGCGCUCAACAAGACCCUGCAGAUGAACGUCGAGUACCGUGUCAGCGGAGCCGAGCAUGUGACCCUCGUUGACCCUGCCACCAAGGUCGACAUCGGCAAGGAACUGGUCAGCGAUGGUUUCCUGAUUGCCGAAAAGAACAAGAAGGACCGCAGACUGCAGAAGCUAAUCAACGACUACAAGGAAGCCGAGCAGUCUGCCCGCAAGAACCGCAACGGCAUCUGGCAGUACGGUGACAGCACCGAGGACCAGGCCGGCGAAUUCGGCCUCAGCCGUUAAUCGGUGCCCUCGGCCACCAACUAAUCGAUGUUCACACCUGCCCUUCAAGAAAAAAAAUAACAUAUAUUAUUACAAUUAUUAUCGAGAAGAAAAAAAUCCCACUAUAUAAUUGCGAGGAACAAAAAACCAGAAGCAGACAAAAUCAUCUAUUUAAGAUAUUAUUCCAGUUUAUAUAUUAUUUUUUUCCAACCAAACGAGAAAACCACAAAACUUCCAACACAUCCACUAGUUAGCAGAGAGGAGAACGGAGAACAGAGUUCCGACCGGCAGCAGCUCCUUUAUUCAGUAGUAAUAUCCACGUAUAGAUAUCGGAAACAAAAGAGUCACGUCGAGUGAUUUCAGGGAAGAUCAAUACCUAGUGCAACACAACCGAAACAAUCAACCAAUGGUUUUUCUCUCACCGGUGUAGAAUUUACCGACAAAUGUAGACCACGACCAACCAGCAGAUGUGUAAAACAGAGCAGCCAAGCAUUUUAAAACGGACAGUUUACACCCAGGUAGAUCAGCUCUCCUCUACCGAUAGGCUCCAUAGAUACCCCCCCCCCUCUAGCAAGCAUAGAAGAGACGCCGUACUACGCAAGAUGCGAAAGACUGUUUCACUCAUUAGCACUAAAAGAACAGAGAUAGAAGGAACAGACACCUAAUCCGUUUGAUUUAUUGCUAGAUCACUACUACUGCAUACGUAUAGAACAACGGAACAAAAUGGAACGGAAGUGGAGCUUUGUUAACAGAUUAUCGUCUUUAUUUUUUUUAUUUCCUGCAUUUUUUGCUUCCCUCUAAGAAAAUGAUUAAGGCUUCUUAAUGUUACAAUGGUGGAAAUAAAUUUUGUGAAACUUUUUUUUGUCGAACUUAGAA